ACAACUUUGUCAUGAAUCCCCCAUGGCAUGAACAUUGAUGUUAUUUUUAUAUACAUUUAAAAUACUGGAAACAACUUACUCGAGGACUUUUGGCAUCUACAUAUUUUUCAUAAACGUUUAACAUAAAAAGCAGAAUGCCAAAAGCACCAAAGUCUCAGGUGAGCAAAGCUGUCCAUCCACACAGUAGAAGGGCAACAGUGCUUCGGAAAAAGUUGAACAGAGAGCAGCGGGUAAUGAAAUCAAAGGUGGAAACAACCUUGAAACAGGACCAGCUGCAGCAGAAACUUGUCUGGUUUCAGGAGAAUUUAGAUGCACAGAAGGCAACAUACACUAAACAUGAACUAGCAGAGCUGACAAGUAGAUAUCUGAACAGAUUCGAUGACCAGCUAGAGCAGAUAAGCAUUGUAAACUCUAUUGGUAAUAGACAAGGAAAUUCACAUGUUGCCAGAGAAAAUGCAAUUAAAUUGACACUGGAAACAGAAUGUCAUGAAUUUGAAACAGUUGGUAUUGAAGUGCCAGACUUAAUAAAUGGGAAAGCUCUUUCCAUUUUUAAAACCUGGACUGGUGAAGCGAGAUAUCACCCUAAUAUUAAAUUAAGGAGGUCGAAGAAAAUUGAUUUAAAGUCUAGUGAGAAUGAAGAAUUGUCAGAAAUGGAAGGUGACUCUAAAUCUGUUGAAGCUGAUGAUACUGACCUACCUGACUAUGUGAGUGAGGAUGAUACAGACAAGGAAACAUCCUGAUCCCUUCCAGUCAGAAGUAACAUUUGAAUACAAUAUGAAUGUUUUCUAUGUUGUUUUAUUUAAAAAAACAACCUGAUUUGUUCACAAACUAAAGGCAGCCAUUGUAUUGGAAAGCUCUUGUACAAUUAAAAACUUUUUGUCUUCCCAUUUUAAUAAAGCAAUGACCGAUAUGUGAAAGAGAGCACUUUCAAUUGCUAUGUGAUUUUUGUGGAUGAGUUUGGAAUUAAUUGUA
Messenger RNA from Mya arenaria, 972 nucleotides. Its product is annotated as translation machinery-associated protein 16-like. The transcript has 2 exons. Gene Ontology annotation, cellular component: nucleus. Bases 135 to 740 code for a protein of 201 amino acids. Lineage: Eukaryota; Metazoa; Mollusca; Bivalvia; Myida; Myidae. The record is from RefSeq and is a predicted model, not a curated record.